CGAGCGCGUGUUUCCCUUCGGACGACAGUGUACGGCGCACACUUGCUCCGCCAAGCCAUAGAACCAAAAAGUCCCAUUUUAACGGCUGUUGGUGUAAAAAAAUUAAAAUAUAUAUUCGACUCCUCUUUAGUGCAAGCGGCUAAUGAGACGUCCAACACCCCAUCAGUGUUUAUCCCAGUGACAGCAGACAUUGUGCAAACAUCUUCUCAUCGAACAACAGGAGUGGCGCUUCAGGAUGGUGACGGAGGAGCCACAGUCCUUCCACAUUAAAGAGGAAGACGAGGCGCCGGAGACCCCUCACUUGAAAAAGGAAGAGGAGGAACACAGCAUCAGUCAGGAGGGAGAGCAUCCUGAAUGGUUGGAGGAGUUCCCAGUGACUGGUGUCCCUGUGAAGAGUGAAGAUGAUGAGGUCAAAGGUGAAAGUGAGGAGAGGAGAGAGGCGGAAACCGAUGGAGACCACUGUGGAGGAUCACAAGCAGACAAGCUCUUAGCUCCACUAUCAGAUAGUGAGGACACAACGUCACACUCUCCUGACACUGAUGAUGAAGACUCUAAAGAUGAUAAGACAUGUCACACUGACAACACACACUUCACGUGUUCUCUCUGUGACAAAACGUUUAAUGACCGUCGCAAUAUGAAAAGACACAUGAGAACACACACUGGAGAGAAGCCAUUCGUGUGCUCAGUUUGCAGUAAACGAUUCUCCCAGAAAGAAACUUUGGUAAGACACACAAGAACACACACUGGAGAAAAACCUUUUUCAUGUUCAGUCUGCGGUAAAGGUUUUAUAGGAAGCGGUGAUUUGAAAGUGCACAUGAGAAUGCACAGCGGAGAAAAACCUUUUACCUGCUCUGUAUGCGGUAAAGGUUUUAUACAGAGUCACUAUUUGAAAGUACACAUGCGAAUACACACUGGAGAAAAACCUUUUUCAUGUUCAGCGUGCGGUAGAGGUUUUAUACAAUGCGGUGAGUUAAAUGUACACAUGAGAACACACACGGGAGAGAAAACAUACAUGUGCCUAAUUUGUAGUAAAAGAUUCACCCAGAAGGCAAAUUUGAUCAUGCACACAAGAAUACACACCGGUGAAAAACCUUUUGUCUGUUCAGUCUGUGGUAAAGGUUUUAUACAAAAUGGGGAUUUAAAAAGACACGUGAGAUUACACACGGGGGAUAAAAUGUUGAGUUGCAGUGUGUGUGGUGAAAGAUUCUCCUAUAAGUACCAGUGUAAGAAACACAAGUGUGCUGGUGAGAACAGCAGCAGCAAAUGAAGAUGCAGGAUUUGAAAUAAUCCGUCAAAACUUUGUUAACUUUGACUUUCUAACAACUUCAGCACAUACUAAACCACAAACCAGUGAAGCUGUCACGUAGUGUAACAGUCUAUGCAGUCUAUUCAACUGAAUAGACUGCAAAGACAAUAUAUUUAAUGUUCCAACCGAGAAACUAUUUUUUUUCUUACAAAUUACAUUAGAUUAGAUAGAUUAGAUAGUACUUUAUUUAUUCCGUCAGGAGAGUUCCUUCAGGAAAAUUACAAUUUUCAGCACAAUCCCAUUCUAGAUCAGACAAACAUUAAAGGGAGACAGAACAGGAUCGCUGACGGGUCUGCCGGCUUCCGAGAUACAGGUAAACAAGGGGGGGAGAAAAAAAAUAGAAGAUUAAAAUAAAAUAAAAAAAAUGGUCUUAGCCUGGGCCCUGGAGAGGGGGUGCAGACUGAGGCCAAGGGAAAAAACAACAACUCAUAGCAUAAUCAUACACUUAGAAUUUAAUAGCAGCAACACAUUGCAAAAAAUGUUUUUACCACCAUGUUACAUGGCCUUUCCUUUUAAAACCACUCAGUAAACGUUUGGGAACUGAGGAGACCAAUUUUUGAAGCUUUUCAGGUGGAAUACUUUCCCAUUCUUGCUUGAUGUACAGCUUAAGUUGUGGUAUUUUAGGCUUUGUAUUGCGCCACACAUUUUCAAUGGGAGAAGUGAAUUAUAUUUAUAUAGCGCUUUUCUCUUAGUGACUCAAAGCGCUUUACAUAGUGAAACCCAAUAUCUAAGUUACAUUUAAACCAGUGUGGGUGGCACUGGGAGCAGGUGGGUAAAGUGUCUUGCCCAAGGACACAACGGCUGUGACUAGGAUGGCGGAAGCGGGAAUCGAACUUGCAACCCUCAAGUUGCUGGCACGGCCACUCUACCAACCGAGCUAUAACACCCCAGGUCUGGACUACAGGCAGGCCAGUCUAGUACCUGCACUCUUAACUAUGAAGCCACGCUGUUGUAACACGUGGCUUGGCAUUGUCUUGCUGAAAUAAGCAGGGGCGUCCAUGAUAACGUUUCUUGGAUGGGAACGUAUGUUGCUCCAAAACUUGUAUAUAUCUCUCAUCAUUAUUGGUGCCUUCACACAUGUGUAAGUUUACCCAUGCCUUGGGCACUAAUACACCCUCCAUACCUUUUGAAAUUUGCGGCUAUAACAGUCCAGAUGGUUCUUUUCUCCUCUCUGGGACGGGGGGGG
This is a messenger RNA of Nerophis ophidion (straightnose pipefish), 2492 nucleotides long. Its product is annotated as gastrula zinc finger protein XlCGF8.2DB-like. Gene Ontology annotation, molecular function: RNA polymerase II cis-regulatory region sequence-specific DNA binding; DNA-binding transcription factor activity. The record is from RefSeq and is a predicted model, not a curated record. The coding region runs from base 236 to 1267 and encodes 343 amino acids. NCBI's taxonomy places the organism in Eukaryota, Metazoa, Chordata, Actinopteri, Syngnathiformes, Syngnathidae. The transcript is spliced from 3 exons. Gene Ontology annotation, biological process: regulation of transcription by RNA polymerase II.